AUGCAGGCCGAUGGUCUGAAUCAGCUUGCCACCAGUAAUGCGGGUCGCGUUGACUACAGAGAUCCGUUCCCGGGAAGUACGGAAAAUAAGAGCUUCACAUUUGCAUCCAAUCCUAAUAGCCGCUCGUAUAUGGGUGAUGAUUCAAGAGUAUCGAUCACAAAUAUCUCCGCCGCGGCACCAACAACGACUAUGGAUAUUGCUGUGUGA
Molecule: messenger RNA, 207 nt
Organism: Penicillium waksmanii
Lineage: Eukaryota; Fungi; Ascomycota; Eurotiomycetes; Eurotiales; Aspergillaceae
Exons: 1
Coding region: 1-207 (68 amino acids)
Source: RefSeq, a predicted model, not a curated record